Molecule: messenger RNA, 1228 nt
Organism: Dendronephthya gigantea
Lineage: Eukaryota; Metazoa; Cnidaria; Anthozoa; Malacalcyonacea; Nephtheidae
Product: transcription termination factor 3, mitochondrial-like
Exons: 2
Coding region: 116-1087 (323 amino acids)
Biological process (GO): mitochondrial ribosome assembly; regulation of DNA-templated transcription
Cellular component (GO): mitochondrion
Molecular function (GO): double-stranded DNA binding
Source: RefSeq, a predicted model, not a curated record
UCAACACUGUACAAAUGUGUACGUUCACUAAAUUAUAAAGAGUUGUAGAAACGUUUAGAAAUUUUCUUAUUUUGGUGCAUAUAUUGAAGUUUCAUUGACCAAACGUCCACAAACUAUGAAAUGUUUACAAAGAUACAAUAUGUUGCAAAAAAUAUUCCAUCCGUCCAUGUGCACCAUUGCCAAGGUACAAAAGAGAUCAUUUUGCAUAACGCAAUCUUGGUCAGAAAGAGACAAAGCAUUGAAAGGUUCGAAAGCAGUCGACAGAGCAAAAUUGGCUGGUAUCAAACCAGCUGAGAUGUAUUUGACUAGCAUUGGAGCAAAAAUAGAGAAAAUUAAGAAAGAAAUUAGGUUGCCUUUGGAAGACUUGAAUGGAAGAGUUAGGUCAAAUGUGGAUUUUCUGGGGGAGCUUUGUGGGCUGGAUGCAUCAGACGUUGGUCGGAUGAUUUCCAGGCGGCCUCGGAUUUUGCUACUUAACGAACAGCAAAUAGAGCAUUGCGUCUGGUCAUUGAGAAAGGUUGGUUUGAAAGAACAGGCUAUUGCUACCAUGUUGAAGAAGGCACCUGGAAUAUUAACAUCAAAGAUUGAAGACAAUUUGGAAGAUAAGCUUGAGGUUUUGUACAACCUUGAAGUCCAUCCUUCAUUUUCUGUGAAAGAUGUCCUGAAGAUCGUCACAAAAUGCCCAGCGCUUGUUUCAACAUGCACAUCCGCAUCGAUUGAGGAAAAAGUACAUUUCCUACGAAAUACCAUUGGCUUUUACCAAAAUCAACUGCACAAGAUCAUUAUCAAACAACCAUCCAUACUGACAUUCAGUCAGGAAAAUGUCAAAAGCAAAUUUGACUACUGUUAUCGGAAGAUGAGUGUUUCAAUGCCAGAAAUUGCCCAAUGCCCAAGGGUGUGGCAAUGCUCGUUAAAACGGCUCAAAGAUAGGCAUAACUAUCUAAAACAUUUGAAUGUUAUCGCUGAUAGGGUGGAUGGAUCACAACUAGAAAGGAUUGCUACACUUUCAGAUGUUUCGUUCUCAGAAAAACUGGCUUUAACAAGCUUGUCUGAAUUUCAGGCCUUCAUUGGCAAAACUGCAGACCUUUGAACAUCAUACUUUUUUACAGAAGCAACAAACUUAAGAAAAGAAUGUACAUGUAUUUAUAAAAUGACUCUGUUACAACACUUUCCAAGUUGUACUAAAUGCGCAAUCUGUAUGCAAAGUCAAUUUUAUUAUUUUCACAUCUGA